Molecule: messenger RNA, 1002 nt
Organism: Ipomoea triloba (trilobed morning glory)
Lineage: Eukaryota; Viridiplantae; Streptophyta; Magnoliopsida; Solanales; Convolvulaceae
Exons: 8
Coding region: 1-1002 (333 amino acids)
Molecular function (GO): nucleic acid binding
Source: RefSeq, a predicted model, not a curated record
AUGCCGAUGAAGUAUGACCAUGUGGUGGUUUCAAUAACAGAGUCACACGAUACCGAGGACUUGACAAUUACCGAGUUAAAAGAGGUGGAGGAUCUAGUAGAGGUUGUGGAAGAGGAAGAGGAUGAUUCAGAGGAAGAGGACGUGGUAAUUCAAAUCAAGGAAGGGGACGAUGUAAUUUCAAUCAAGGAAGAGGUGGAGUAUGGACACAAAAUUGCAUAUUGCUGGUAUAAAGAGGACAAUCAUGAAAAUCAAGCAAAUGUUGCUGAAAAAUCUAGUGAGAGUUCUACUGAAUCUGAAACCUUAUUUUUGGCCAGUAAUAGUUUGUCUGCAGAUGAAAACAUAUGGUUCUUGGAUACUGGAUGCAAGUCUAAAAGAGCGACAAAGCAGUUGGAGAUUGUUCACUCAGAUUUGUGUUCAUUGGAAGUUCCUUCAAAUGGAGGUUGUAAGUACUUUGUUACCUUCAUUGAUGAUUUCAGUAGAAAAACAUGGGUUUAUUUUCUGAAACAGGAGUCAGAUGCAUGUGACGUUUUUCAACAAUUUAAGCAUCAAAUGACAACUAGGUACACUCCACAAGAAAACGGAGUGGCUGAGAGGAAGAAUAGGUGUCCAACUAAAAGUGUUCGUGAUAAGACACCUGAUGAAGCUUGGAGUGGGAAUAAACCCUCUAUUAGACAUCUCAAGUUAGUUCCAAAUAAUGUUCAGUCUUCUUUACAGCCAGAGUCAUCAGUUCGGAGAUCUCAACCCGAGCGUCACUUAGCAGCCCGCUUGCAAGAUUAUGUUUUGGGUAAUGAUAAUGACUUGACUGAUGAAGAGAUUGUUCACAAACACAUUGAUAUCAAAUAUCACAAAAUCAGAGAGUUAGUUGCUGCAAAACAAAUCAACAUUGAGUACUGUGCAAGUGAAUGCCAUGUUGCUGAUAUUUUUACAAAGCCAUUGAAGACAGAGGCAUUUCUCCAACUGAAGAAGGAAAUUGGGAUGACGAAUUUAUCCAAUUUGGUUUAA